Anarrhichthys ocellatus (wolf-eel) is the source of this 804-nucleotide messenger RNA. RefSeq names its product C-C motif chemokine 19-like. The record is from RefSeq and is a predicted model, not a curated record. The transcript has 4 exons. Gene Ontology annotation, molecular function: chemokine activity. Gene Ontology annotation, biological process: immune response. NCBI's taxonomy places the organism in Eukaryota, Metazoa, Chordata, Actinopteri, Perciformes, Anarhichadidae. Gene Ontology annotation, cellular component: extracellular region. The coding region runs from base 131 to 466 and encodes 111 amino acids.
GAGUAUAUAUAGGAGCAGUCAGUCCACAGAGGCAGUAUCCUCACCUCCUUUGUCACAGCAGGUGCUGAAAGGAAGAACAGGCUCAGCCAAUCAGCUUCCAGAGAGACCUCAACCAGCUCAGCGACCGGACAUGGCAUCGUGGGGUGACACCAAGCUCUUCUUCUGCCUCCUCUUCAUCACCUGCUGCUGCACAGUGACGUUGGCUCAGAUACCCAUGGACUGCUGCUUGAGCGUCAGAAACAAACCAGUACCAAAACAUGUGGUUGUUGAUUACCGUCGACAGAUCAGGGGACAUGGCUGCUCUAUUGAUGCCAUAGUUUUGCUGACCAAAGGUGGCAGGAAACUCUGUGUGCCUGCUGACGAACCGUGGAUCCAACUUGUGGUGAGGCACGUGGACACCCUGGGGCAAUUCUGCAAGAAACACAACUACAAGCACGAACGCUGCAGCAAAGUGAAGCGAGUGUAAACAUGAGGGCGACCUGUGAACUCUUCAACAACGGAGCCGGAGAGGAGCACCGCGAGUCAGGGAGGAGAAAAGAGGGAUCGAACCAAUGAAAUAAAUAAUUAUAGUGAGUCCUAUGACUACAGAGAGCUUUAUCUAUUUAACCAUUAUGUUUUAUAAAAUGGUGUUUGAGUCACAAUGAAAAUUGAAGGAUUUUAUAUAUAUUUUUUUUAAUGGUGUUUCUGUUUUAGUAGACCAAAAAUGUGAAAGUUUUUAAGAGUGUGUAACUGCUCACUAAACUAGCUCUGGAUUUAAAUUUGUUACGUGGGUUUUUUGGGGAUUAUUGACCUUUUUCAAAAAUA